GGGCCCUCCUGGGCCCAGCCCUUUGAAAGGGCCACCCAUGGGAGCAAGAACCCGGGCCUUGGCAGGGGCCCGGGAAGGGGUCGGAGGCAGUGGCAGUGCGCUGCAGUGGUUAGAGUCUUGGCUUGGGACUUGGCUCAGAGACGUUUUCCUUGUACAGUACUGUUCUUCCUUGAGAGUUGUGCAGGAAAAGCACAGUAUAAAUGCCACCAAUAAUAAUAGCCCUGUAGUGCUUUAGUUAACUUUUCAAACGAUUCCUGCCAUCGAUUUCUGCUCUCAUGAUGGCAUAGAAGAUGCUUGGAAAUGAUCGCACCCCUUAUCUGAGAAGAGGGUCUCAGUAUGUUCCUGACCGUGAGAAAUAACACAUCAGUUUUAACAGAAACAGUACAUUCUGUUUCUCCUCUUUCCAAGGGAUCCAAAAGACUGGGUUAAUAGGGGCAAAACAGUCAGCUUCAAUGGAAUGGUAGGGUAGUCCAUUGGCUUACAAUGUAGGCAGACCUCCCCCACCACUGCAGUUUUAUGCAUUUGUUCCGAAGAAAUUAGAGCCACUGAAGGGCUUGCUCCCAAGUACGUUUACAUAGGCACGAUCCUAAUUCAGAGCCAGGUGCUGCUGACUUUACUAAGGAUAACAUUGCUGCUUACCAGAAAAGCGGCUGUCACCUCACCUAUGUCAGAGCACAUGAUCUUCCAGUCUGCGUCGAUAUGGAAUACGGAAUCCCAAACAUAGAAUCAGAAUACUGACCCUGCUAGCUGAAGGAUUCCAAGAAUUCAAGAUUAUGUAUUCCAGUGCACUCAGGGUCAAUGGCAUUUUUGGUAUAGAGCAAAUGCUGGCGUCUAAUCCUGGCAAGACCCCGAUCAGCCUGCUGCAAGAGUAUGGGACACGCAUAGGCAAAACACCCGUCUACGACCUACUGAAAGCCGAGGGACAAGCUCAUCAGCCCAACUUCACCUUUCGUGUCACGGUUGGGGACAUCAGCUGUACCGGCCAAGGCCCUAGCAAAAAAGCAGCCAAGCACAAGGCGGCUGAGGUGGCCCUCAGACUUCUGAAGGGAGGGAACAUGUUGGAGCCAGCGACGCUGGAGGAACCCAGCUCUCCUUUCUCUCUAGAGCCCUUGGCUCAGACCACCACCCCCGCCACCACGCCUGUGCCCAUCUUGCCGACUGCGUCUCCCAGAAGCUCCCCAAUGGACAUAAAGUCCCCAGUAUCGCCGCAGCAGUCAGAGUGCAAUCCCGUUGGGGCCCUGCAGGAGCUGGUGGUUCAAAAAGGGUGGCGGUUACCUGAAUACACAGUCACUCAGGAAUCGGGACCAGCGCACCGCAAAGAAUUCACCAUGACCUGCCGUGUCGAAAGGUUCAUUGAAAUAGGCAGCGGCACCUCCAAAAAGCUUGCCAAGCGCAAUGCUGCCGCCAAGAUGCUUGUGCGGAUUCAUAAUGUCCCACUGGAUCCACGAGAGGGCAGUGAGGCUGAAGUGGAGGAGGACCAGUUUUCUAUUACUGCAGGAAACAAGCUGGACGGGGUGAAGGGCCGAGGUUCUGGCUGCACCUGGGACUCCUUGCGCAACUCUGCUGGAGAGAAGAUUUUGCACCUGAAAAGCAACCCCCUGGGCGUGCUCAACUCUGGCUUCUGCAGCCUCUUGCAGGAGCUCUCCGAAGAGCAGAGCUUUGAUAUCAGCUACCUCGAUAUUGAUGAGAUGAGCUUGAGUGGCCUGUACCAGUGUUUGGUGGAGCUUUCUACACAGCCAACCACAGUGUGCCACGGCUCUGCUACCUCUCGCCAUGCUGCUCGUGCGGAUGCUGCCCACAACGCUCUUCAGUAUCUUAAAAUUAUGGCAGGGGGCAAAUGAGGCACCCUGACACCACUGAGGACUCUUGAGCAACGGAAAGAUUCCCAGACAGCUCUGCCCCCACCUGCCUGCCCACUCUAAGGAGACAACUGUAUUUGCCAUGGUCUUGAAGUGGCAAGUGGCGGUGGUGGGUUUUGAUUUCCAACCAGAAUUAAGACUUGGCCAGGGUUCUUUGGUACCUACAGCAGAGAUGAUGCUGUUGGAGACUUUGUCACCCUGAGAGCAAACUGCUGGCGCUGCCCAUCAUGGUCAUAGUGGCCCAGCCUCUUUGUGGCUCACCUAAUGUCACCCUGGUUCUUCUCCUUGUGGGGAGGGAUGGGGAGGGGCAUGCACUUACAAAUGCUACAUGGUUAGGAGUUGCAAUAAAGGGCUUUUGUAAUAAGUGGUCAUCUUUAAGUG
Molecule: messenger RNA, 2240 nt
Organism: Pogona vitticeps (central bearded dragon)
Lineage: Eukaryota; Metazoa; Chordata; Lepidosauria; Squamata; Agamidae
Source: RefSeq, a predicted model, not a curated record